AUUCCCCUACAUGAGGCAUGGUGGGACACGUGGCUGGGAGUGGGGAGUGCCUACAGUCCAGCUGUGCACAGAGGUCAGAAUCAGGGCUCCAUGUAGCAAGAACAGAGCCAGAUGUUAGGUUUUAUGGCAAAGAAAUGUUCUGAGAGCUACACAACAGAGAUGCUCCCUGUAAACUUUGUUUCUGCUCCAUUCUGCCCCUGGAGCUGAUGGCCCGGCUUUGUCAGAGCCACUAAAGACAAAGCUCCACAAGGAAUCAUUUGUUCCCACCACUUAAUGAGUUUUAUGUGCUGUCCCCGUGCCACAUAGGCAGAUUGCCCCCCUUUGAUGGAACAGCCACUCCAGCUUUCCUGUAAAACCAAUGGAUUUUGGAGAGCAAUUCUAAAAUAAGGAUCUUCACCUGCGAUCCUGUGCUGAAUGCAGUCCUGCCCAGCCCAUGCUGCUCCAGCAGUUUUCACCAUCUGUGAUGGACCUGGCACCUGCAAAAGGAGCCGUUCCCACUCAAAUGCUCACCUAAGCACCAUUCCCUUACUGAGGAGCUGAACAAACCUUGGCAGUUGUUCAUUUUGGUCCAUAGGAAGUCUCUGCUAGGAAAGUUUCCUUUUGGAAUAGUUUUGGAAGGAGUGUUGACAACCUGGAUUUCAUUAAGCCUCUAAUAACCACCUGGCUGAGGUGCAGCAUCCUGAAAUCAGAAAGAACCUGAAAAGAUCAGUGAGAGCAGAGGUCCCCUGAAAACUUCAGGAAGCUGCUGAGAUUCAAAUAGUUGAAGAUUUCCAGGUGUGGAAUCUCCUGGAGGGAGAUUCUGGGAAGCAUCUCUGCGAGGAGCAGCCACUGGUAGAAGGAGAUAUGUUUUCCCUACAGAGUUGCUGGGCGUUCCCUGGGCUGCAGCUGAGCCUUGUCACUGCUGGGAUCCACUUGUGGGAUACAGGCCCCAUCUCUGGCACAUCAGAAACCAAAUUUGCCCCCUUCCCAGUGGGAGGGGCUGGAGUACACAGGCAGCUUCUGAAGUACCAGCCCUUGUCCUUCAUGCUCAGCUGGGCAGGGGCUCGACUGUGAGCUCUGAACUGCUUCAAAGAUAUCCUUGUUUCUGCAGAGAGUUUAGGGUUUAGGAAAGACCCGGCAAGGAUUUAUGUGUCAUCGUGUUCCAUGACUGGUAAAUCCUUCAAUGAGUCAUCCAAUGGGGCAAAGAGGCAAAGGUUGAACCACGGCAAUCCACAGCCAGCCGGUGUUUUUCGAUGCCAUAAAGUGGUGAACUCAGACAAGGGCACAGGGCAGAACACAGAGAAGAUCAGCUUAGUUGGAAAAGGGGAUUUUUCAGCAGCUGGCAGCUCACCAUGGCUAUUCCUCACUGGCUCCUCCUGUCUGCGCUCCUCCUGCUGCCCCUCUUGGCACAGGUUUCGGCACAGGAACCAGGAUGUUCUGUCAGUAACAGCAAACCAAGCGUUCCUGAAAAUGCAUGUCCUUACAUGGUGACCACCAUCCACGUGGAGCCAGGGUUCACCCUAACAAUUGAUCCCAAUUUCCCCGAUGGCCAAUUCUUCACCAUUGAGGGCUCCGAGCUGUGGCUGACAAAGUGUGUGGACUAUGAGGAAGACCCCGCACUGCUGGUGUACCUGAUCUGCAAGGACCCUGCUGGCCAGAGUGAUUCCUUGGAAAUCCUGGUCACCAUUCUGAACGAGAACGACAACAGCCCUGUGUUUGCACAGCCAAACCUCACCAGGGACGUUCCAGAGGAUACACAAGUGGACACAACCAUUGUAACCCGUGAAGAAUUAAGUGCCACUGAUGCUGACCUGGACACCAUCUACUAUGAACUCACUACCACAGUGCAGGACACAGACGGUUAUUUUGCCAUAAGAGGAGUUAAUAACCCAGAAAUUUAUUUACAAAAAGCAUUGGACUAUGACAAAUUUAAUUCAACAACGUUGCUCCUGUAUGCGAGGGACAGGCCUGUGUCCAGCCUCGACCACACCAACACGGCCACUGCGACAAUAACCAUCGUCAUCAAGCAGAGUGACACCCGGGCACCCUGGUUCCUGCCCUGCAACCAUGUCCACAAUGACACCAGCGUCUGCAUCAGCAGCCCCUACUCCGGCAGGGUCAACAUCUCCGAGAUGUCGACAGACCCGCUCCUCCUGGAGCCAGGACCCCUCUAUGCUGUUGACCCUGACUACACCAUCAAUGACAAGAUCAUGUACAGUAUUGUUGGGGGGAAUAAAGACGAAGUGUUCUCAGUGGGUGCAGACACAGGGAAUCUAACCAUGAACAAGAUAGUGACUUCCCCAGAUUCCUUUCUGUUGCAAGUGAUGGCCACCCAGAUCAGCAACAUAAGGAAAUACUCUGUAGCCACUGUAGAGAUCAAGGUCAUCAAUAAAAGUGAUUAUCCACCCUACUUCGAGAAGGGGCUCUACAACGGGACGGUGUUUGUUGGGCUGCCCCAGAGAAGCUUCGUCUACCAAGCUGGGGAUCCUUCCACCCCUCUGGUGAUAACAGCAAUGGAUAACGAUUUCCCUGAUAAAGUCAACCCCAACAUCGAGUACUAUCUCAAAAACAGCACCGAUUUCACCGCAACGAGGGAUGGGCUCAUCCUGACCAACAGGGUGCUGGAGUCCCCAGGAACCGUGACCAUCCAGGCUGUUGGAAAAGAUGUGUUGAGCCUGCAGGAGGCAAGCACCAUAAUUGUCGUGGAGGUCAUCCUUGCCACAGCUGUAACCCCCUCUGACAAGAUGUACUCUGCUCAGGACAUGGCUAUCUUAGGGGGCACGUUAGCAGCACUGCUGUUAGUUGCCUUAGUCUUCCUUGGAGUGCUGGUAUGGAAAUCCAGUAGAUGCUAUGGAAAACCUGUCAAAUACGUGGUGAAGAAAAAGCUCUCCAAGGAAAUCUCUGGGGGUCACCAGAACAAAUAUUACCAGGAAGAUGAACAGCCAGAUGUGAGCACCAAGCAGUGUGAGACGUCAGAAACCAGCAGUGUCCAGGCAGAGACUCCUGUGCCAGAGCAGCCAGCACUUUCCUUGCCCUCCUCCAGUGCAGAGGAAAUGGAGAGUCUCCCAAAAGGCUCCAUAGCUUCCACUGUCAUCUUCGACCAGGAAGAGAAAGAGGAAGAAAAGGAAGAAGAGGCUGGACAGGAGAAAGAAGUGAAGUCAAUCCUCAAGACAGACAGGCACAUGGCAGAUGAUGGCUACAAAGCUGUGUGGUUUAAGACUGAUGUGGACCCCGAGGCUGGAGAGAGGGUUGAAGUGAUUGAGAACAAUGCAGCAGAUGAUGAUGGUGGUGAUGAGAGUGACCAAGAUCUGCAGAAGAAUGAGGAGGAGGAGGAAGAAGGUUCUGACACAGGUGGUCACCACUGGGGGCUGGGAGUGUCCUUUGCCUCAGAGAGCUCAUCACCCGCUGCAGCAGAGGUGACAGUCAACACGUCUCACACCGGUGCAGGGACAGAUGAUUCUGAGAUAUAAUGGAAAUUGGGAACAUACCCCCAAAACGGGGACAAUCUCAGCUUCUUUGUUGACAUGAAGCCCAUCUUUCUGCUCAGGGGGAAAACUGGAAUGCAGAAGGGUGAGGUUGUCUGUCCUGCUUGUCUGAAUGCAGCAAAUAAGGCCUGAAGAGAUUACAGCUAAUUUAACCCUUUCGUGAGACCUUGGACUAUCACUUAGGAUUUUCAGGGUGAAGCGUUUCAUCUUUCCACCUUCCUGCCUGUGCCCCCUGGGCCCCUUGACAUCACCUUUCCCAAACUGGCUGCAGGUGCCACUGACCUGGCCUGGCAGCAGCGAGCCCAGCUCACCAGGAGCAGCUGAGCUGCACAGUCCAGCGUUGUUUGGCUCUUCCCUUUAGGGUGCUGCAGCUGGGUGUCAGCAAGUCCCUCUGAGCCUGCAGGUGCUCCUGUGACUAUGCAGGAGCUGACUUCAGGGCUCAGCUCCGCCCUGUGCUCCCAGCACAAGCAGCUGGGAUGUGCCACCAGGUCCUUGUCCUGCCAGCCAGGAGGUUCCAUGCUCAGGACCCGCUGUUUCCUUUGUCACUGCUAAACAAGGACUGAUCACAUGUUCUUUACUGAAGGACUUUGUCAUCAAUUUUCUAUGUCAUAAACCCACUAAUUGUGCAGUACUUUAGCUGUCUAUCUGCUGUCAGGCAAAAGAGGCUUUUAUCCUCUUGGGCCAUACCUGUCCCAGUACUCCCAUGCUCAGUCCUGCUCUCCUGUCUCUGAGGAAUGCUGCCCUGGCUGCCUGGACUUCAGGAGCUGUGUUUGUGCUGAAGAUCAAGCCCAGGACCUGGGAAGCUUCCCUACUUCCUGCAGCAAAGCUGUUUGCCCGGGAAUUACAGUGCGAUAACGGAGGGCGGGGAGCGCGCCCUGUGUUUGCCGUGUAAACAGAGUCCUUCCAGCAGCUUUGGGGUAUCUCCAGGAAGCAUUUCCCACAGGACUCUGAGAACUCUCCAGCAGCUGCUCACUGCCAGCCCUCUGGCCACCAGCAAGGCCGAGCCUGCCUGCCCCCUGUGCUGAUGCUGCUGAUGGGGGAGAGGCUGGAGUGCUUCUCCUCUGCUCGGUUUCCUUGGUGGCUGUGCCGUGUGUGGUCCAUUCCUGUCAGUGCUCUGCUGUCUGUCUGCCUUCCCUCUGCUGCUGUGUACUCUGGGUUUCUGCUGGCACACUGAUUUAUGAGCUCCCUGCAGCUGCCAUCUGUGCUCUGCUUGUGGUGCUUUCCUUCCCCUCACCAGUGUGCUUCCCAUGCUGUUGGAAUGGGACUGGUCCCAUCAAACCAGUCUUUGUUUUCUCCCAGGUCUUCUCAGUGCACACAGCCGCAGUAUUUGGUGGUUUUCAGCGUUAUGGGUGUUUAAUUUCAACGGAGAUGAUGUUUGGUAAAUAUUGUGUCUGUGGAAGUGGUUGUUGCUGUGAGGAGAACUAAUAAAACUUGGCAGCAGGCAGAGCUCAGCUGUUUCCAGCUAUUGCCUGUUAAAGCCUCC
Molecule: messenger RNA, 4947 nt
Organism: Corvus hawaiiensis (hawaiian crow)
Lineage: Eukaryota; Metazoa; Chordata; Aves; Passeriformes; Corvidae
Gene: CDHR5
Product: cadherin related family member 5
Exons: 14
Coding region: 1332-3449 (705 amino acids)
Biological process (GO): calcium-dependent cell-cell adhesion; cell-cell junction assembly; homophilic cell-cell adhesion
Cellular component (GO): catenin complex; adherens junction; membrane
Molecular function (GO): calcium ion binding; cadherin binding
Source: RefSeq, a predicted model, not a curated record